This is a messenger RNA of Apodemus sylvaticus (European woodmouse), 3047 nucleotides long. RefSeq names its product serpin family E member 1 (gene Serpine1). The record is from RefSeq and is a predicted model, not a curated record. The transcript is spliced from 9 exons. Gene Ontology annotation, molecular function: serine-type endopeptidase inhibitor activity. Gene Ontology annotation, biological process: negative regulation of vascular wound healing; negative regulation of endopeptidase activity; negative regulation of plasminogen activation. Lineage: Eukaryota; Metazoa; Chordata; Mammalia; Rodentia; Muridae. The coding region runs from base 179 to 1387 and encodes 402 amino acids.
UCUGGUAUAAAGGGAGACUGCAGCCAGGGGACAGAGCACAGCUGGAUCAGGCUGCAGCAGAGUCCCGAGAGCUUUGUGAAGGAGGAACGCCACACACCCGCCUCCGGCAGCACACAGCCAACCACAGCUGAGCGACAGCCAGCAAGAGCCAAUCACAAGGCACCUUUGAAGCUCCAGGAUGCAGAUGUCUUCAGCCCUCGCCUGCCUCACCCUGGGCCUGGUCCUGAUCUCUGGGAAAGGGUUCGCUCUACCCCUUCAAGAGUCCCACACAGCCCAUCAGGCCACAGACUUCGGGGUAAAGGUGUUUCAGCAUGUGGUCCAGGCCUCCAAAGACCGCAAUGUGGUCUUCUCUCCCUAUGGCGUGUCCUCCGUGUUGGCUAUGCUGCAGCUGACCACAGCAGGGAAAACCCGUCAGCAGAUCCAAGAUGCUAUGGGAUUCAAGAUCAAUGAGAAGGGCACAGCUCACGCCCUCCGCCAACUCGCCAAGGAGCUCAUGGGACCAUGGAAUAAAAAUGAGAUCAGUACUGCGGACGCCAUCUUUGUCCAGCGGGACCUGGAGCUGGUCCAGGGCUUCAUGCCGCACUUCUUCAAGCGCUUCCAGACCACGGUGAAGCAGGUGGACUUCUCAGAGGUGGAGAGAGCCAGAUUCAUCAUCAAUGACUGGGUGGAGAGGCACACCAAAGGUAUGAUCAGUGACUUACUGGCCAAGGGCGCUACAGACGAGCUCACGCGCCUGGUGCUGGUGAAUGCCCUCUACUUCAACGGCCAGUGGAAGACCCCCUUCUUAGAGGCCAGCACCCACCAGCGCCUCUUCCACAAGGCUGAUGGCAGCACUGUCUCUGUGCCCAUGAUGGCUCAGAACAACAAAUUCAACUACACUGAGUUCACCACCCCGGAUGGGCACGAGUAUGACAUCCUGGAACUGCCCUACCAUGGCGAAACCCUCAGCAUGUUCAUCGCCGCACCCUUUAAGAAAGACGUGCCCCUCUCUGCCAUCACCGACAUCUUGGAUGCUGACCUCAUCAGACAAUGGAAGAGCAACAUGACCAGGCUGCCCCGCCUCCUCGUCCUGCCUAAGUUCUCUCUGGAGACGGAAGUGGACCUCAGAGGACCCCUGGAGAAGUUGGGCAUGACUGACAUGUUCAGCCCAACCCAGGCCGACUUCACAAGCCUUUCCGUGCAAGAGCAGCUCUCGGUAGCACAAGCACUACAGAAGGUCAGGAUCGAGGUGAGCGAGCGCGGCACGGUGGCGUCGUCCUCCACAGCCAUUGUAGUCUCAGCCCGCAUGGCCCCUGAGGAGAUGGUUAUAGACCGAUCCUUUCUCUUUGUGGUUCGGCACAAUCCGACAGAGACAAUCCUCUUCAUGGGCCAGUUGAUGGAGCCUUGACAGUGGGAAGGGAAGCCUUCAUUUUGGGAUGAAACUGGAGAUGUUGUAAGCAGAAACGCUGAAGAAAAGAAUUACUUUAAGGACACUUUGGGGAGAAAGAGAAGGCAUGUCUUUCUUACCCCCACACUGGUAAAUCUUUCCAACCAGCCUCCCAGACCUCAGACUCUCAACGGGGAAAGAGUUGGACUCUCACUAGCAAUCCCUGCCCCACAAAGACCAUAGAACUCACAAAACCUGGAUCUGCCCAGCAUUCAGCCUUUGGACCCAGUUCCCACCAAGGCCCCAGCAGGGCGGGGCCACGACACUGUCACUCAGCAAAAUCUUUUGUGUCUGAGAGACACUGUGGGCACCUCUUGCAUUGCCUGCCAUCGCUGUGGAGGGUGGCCACAGGCCAAAGGAAAAAGCACUGUCCUAUCUCAAGGUCCACUGUGGAAAUGACCACCUUGCCCAUCUCCAGGGGGCAGCAGAUAGACAGAUCAAACGGUCGCCCAAUAUUGAGCCUUCUCCCUGCUCCCUCCCCACCCACACCCCCACCCCCCACGCACAGCUUGCUUACGUUAUUUCAGAGUGUAGGUGACUUGUUUACACAAACUUUUUUCAUUUGGGAAGAGUGAAAGAAAGGUCAGACGUGUGUGUGUGCCUGGCUCUUCACCCCCAGUCUCCCAGUGUGGGGGUCCUGGGGAGAUUCCAGGGGUAUGAUUGAAUAUUUAUCUCAUUCUUGUUCUUGUACGUUUGUUGGGGAGAAGAAGCACUAUUAAGGAAAAAAGAAUUUUUAUUUAAAGCACGGCAUAUGCUUUCCCAUUUGGGGUCUGUAUCCCUGCAUGUCGGGAGGGGGGGGGCGCAUCACUCCUCACACCCGCCCCUCCGGGUGGCCUCGCGAUGGGGCUCACAGUGCCGCCUAGUGGCAGCCGAGAGCACCCUUACCCCAUCCCUCCCCCGCAUCCUCCCCCGUGGCUCUUUUCCUUAGGGACCUUGCCAAGGUGAAGCUUGGCAGCCCACGUUAAAGAAGGGGGGAAAAGAUUAGGUGGAAGAGAGGGGGGGAUUUGAGAGAGGGCAAAGUGGUUUCAAAUUUUUCCAAUACAUUCAGAAGCAGAAUGGGAAAAGGGGCUGUGUGACCUAACAGGACAGAACUUUCUCCAAUUACUGGGUGACUCAGAGCUGCACCGGUGACUCACUUCAAUGUGUCAUUUCCGGCUGCUGUGUGUGAGCAGUGGACACGUGGGGGGGGGUGAUGAAAGAGACAGCCAGCUCCUGGUCAACCACCUUAGUUAGAUAAUCUUUUUUGAAAGCUUCCUAGCUGGGGGUAUGAUCAGAAAACCAAUUUACUGAAACACCGCACAAGAAGGAAGCGUGAAUGUAAUUUCAUAGCAGGCCACUCUGCAUCCGUUAUAUCUCCACCGGAAAAAAAAAUAAUCAUUUUGGUGAUUCUGCUUUUCUCUCUCUCCCUCCCUGCCCCCCCCCCCCCCGUUUUUUCUCUUUUCAUUAUGCACUGGACAGCCACACGCCUCGUACCCAUAGGGGCCCCAAAUGUGGGGAUCACAUGGUCUUGAAUUUUGUUGGUUACAUAUGCCUUUUUUGUUGUUUGUCUUCACUUUUGAUAUAUAAAACAGGUAAAUAUGUUUUUUUAAAAAUAAUAAAAAUAGAGACUCUGCAAACAAGA